AAAUCUCAAGCUAGAAUGCGUUUCAUUCGCAACCAACUGUGUAAACAACAAAGAAAUAUAUUAACGCUAUGUAUAAAACAAUAGUCUUUUUAGCUCUUUUGGAAAUAGCCUACAGUGCUGUGCAUUUCCAGCCAUACGUCGAAAAACCUGCCGAGUUUGCCGACCAAGAUGGGUGCUACAUUCCAGAGUUAAAUAAGGUGGUGCCCUAUGAGGAGCCCUACAGGCCGGCGGACGGCAAACCUUGUGCCAUUUACGUUUGCCACACCAAUAACGAAACCCAGAUUGACACAUGUGGCAACGCCGUAGUACCCGAUGGUUGCCAACGUAUCAUACCUACUCCUGAAAAAAGAACUGCUGAUAACUGCUGCGGCUUCAUCAUAUGUAAUUAGAAUAGCUUGGAAUCUUCCAAGGACCUCAUAUUCAAGCUGGAGUUUUCGCUUAGGAAGCCAAUUUAAACUUCUACUAUGGCAUCAAAAUAUCUAAACGACAUCAGUCGCGCGUGCAUUUCGCUCGUACAUGUCCGUACAUAUUGGCGCGAGCCGACUGACAUCAAUUGAUUGAUGUCGACAUCAAUGAAGUCACAAUGUAACAGUCUAAGGCGUCCUUGACUCACCACUACCUUUUAGAACAUCGAUGUCGUCAGUUUGGAAUUGACGUCUAUUUCUGUUGCUUUAAAUUGUAAAAGGCUACAACUACACCGCAGAAAACGAUUUAAAAUAAAUAUGAUGCUAUAUAACAGGGGUGGCCAUUAGUCCAGUCGAUCGUGGCAAGGCAAAAAAUAUAAAUACGUAGACCAGUUUCAUUUACGGUUUCAAGAUGUAUGUAACUGGUAGAUCACACAGGGUUUCGUUAAUAAACAGGAGAUCUUGGGUCUAAUCAAGUUGGCCACCCCUGCUAUAUAACCUAUGUGUGAUGGUCAAAUAUCGUGGGUUCAACCCCAAAGCAAAAAGAAAUCGUGCACGUAAAAUGCAAUCAGAUGACUAAAAAUUUGGUCAGGGUUCUUAUAUAGAUGACUAUCGGUCUGGCCUAGUGGGUAGUGACCCUGCCUAUGAAGCCGAAGGUCCCGGGUUCUAAUCCUGGUAAGGGCAUUUAUUAGCAAGGAUAUUUGAUCCUGAGUCAUGAGUGUUUUUUUUUAUGUAUUGAAGUAUUUAUAUAUUAUAUAAAUCGUACCUACAACACAAUCUUCAUUGACAAGGAAGGGUACCAAACUGUCCGACUCCGAUUUGAUUCAUUUUGAUAUAUGUUAUAGAGUAGUCUAAAAUAACGGACACGUAUUUUUUUUAGCUGCCCAAACUCAACCUGUUAGGAGAAAAUGGCCUUCAAAGUACUAAAAAGUUACUAAAUCUUCUAACUCCUAUAGAAAGUGAUGCUCACGCAACUUGCUAGUUAAUGGCUGGUUUGAAAGCAGCAAAAAAUAAUGAGCACUUGUUUUGUUAUAUCUGCUUAAACUCAAGUUUUCCUACAAAAAUACCUGUCUUUAUGUGUAACUUUAGCGAUAAAAUAUUAUAAAACUUCGAAUGUCGAUUUUUUAGGAAAAAAUGAGUUUUAGCCGAUAUAACAAAACACGUGCUCAUUAUUUUUUGCUGCUUUCAUAUGUACACACUACUUUAUUGUACAGGCAAUAAGGUCGUGUAUAAAUAUUUUUGGCACUUUGUCCGUGUCGAUAUUUAAUACCUUGACUGUACGUGAUAUUUACCUUAUACAUAUAGCGUCUCAGACAGCAUUGUCAUAUUAUUAAAAAACAAAUUUUAGUA
Molecule: messenger RNA, 1754 nt
Organism: Cydia pomonella (codling moth)
Lineage: Eukaryota; Metazoa; Arthropoda; Insecta; Lepidoptera; Tortricidae
Exons: 3
Coding region: 69-389 (106 amino acids)
Source: RefSeq, a predicted model, not a curated record